Messenger RNA from Apis mellifera (honey bee), 1758 nucleotides. RefSeq names its product rRNA methyltransferase 1, mitochondrial. Bases 1 to 921 code for a protein of 306 amino acids. Lineage: Eukaryota; Metazoa; Arthropoda; Insecta; Hymenoptera; Apidae. The transcript is spliced from 3 exons. The record is from RefSeq and is a predicted model, not a curated record.
AUGUAUCAUUUGAUUCCGUCUAAUAUUCGAGAACAGAAGUGGCAAGAAUUCUUACAGGAUCAAUUACAGGACCAUCGAAUUGCUCAUAUUCGCGAAGAAAUUAUUAAUAUAGCAAUUGCAAAUGGAUCUGAGAAAAAUCAUUUUGAAAAAAAACUGUUCGAAUUUAAUAGUCAAUGUGCCCGUAUAGUUUGGCUUCGCUUAUUCAAUUGGGUGUUCUCAACAUUAGAUUCUUAUCAGACACAUUAUAUAACUGGAAAAGCAAUACAUUUGAUUGUUGAUAUUGAACCCCAAUCUUUGCCAAUGGAUUCUUGGAUAUUUAAAAAUGUCCCGCAAAUUUUAACCCAAAAACCAUCUCCACAGAUACUUAUUUCUCCGUUCCCAUCAAUAACUUCUAUAAAACUUUCAAAUCAUCAUGUUGACAAAAAGAAACAGCAUCAAAUAAAAUCAAAACAUAUUAACAGAGAAAAAUUGAAAUUAAACAAUAAAGAAAAAAUAACAUCUUCUAAAGCAAAAAAAUUGCAUGGUAUAAUUCAUGAAAUGAAAAAAACAAAUCGUUAUUUAAAAAAAAAUAUUUAUUCUUUAUCGUUGCACGAACAACAUAUCGUAAAUAAUCCAACAGAAAAUAAAAGUGAUAAGUCAAAGAAUAUUGAAAAGAAUAAAAUCAAUAUUUUUGAAAAAAAUACGAAACGCAAUAGAAACAAUAACGAUAAUAAGAGCAAUUUUAACAGCAUUCCUAAAAGUAAACAGGAAGAUAUAACAGAUAUUUCUCGAUUAUCAAAAAAUAUACAAAAAAAUGAAACAAUUGCAUUAUAUAAUAAAGAAACAGUGCAAUUUCAACCAUUAUCAAAUAGGGUAGAAGUUCUGUAUACAAUUUUACCGGAUCAUACUGAACAACUUGAUUCAAACAAUUCUAUAAAAUGAAUUAAAUAAGUUUGUAUACAAGUAAAAAGAUAUUUCUUAUUUUUUUAUUUAUUGUUAAAAUUACAAAUUAGAAUUCAUAUCAUAUAUAGUCAAUAAUAAGUUGAAAAAAAAAUUAAAUAUUUUGUAGAUAUAUAAGAUUAUGAUAAAAGAAUAUAAACAUAAUAUCCAAUAUAAUAAGAAUAUUUUAUAUAUUAUUACAAGUUUUUAAAAAAUUUAUAAUUCAAUUUUUAAAUUUAUAAUUCAAAAAAUCGAAUAUAUAUGAUAAUUUAAAUAAAUUUAAAUUGAAAAAUGAGGAAAAUGAAUAAAAACAAUGUUAAAUAUCAUUUUUAAAAUUUCUAUUUUUGUUAUUUCACUUUCUGCCAUUUUUUUUAAGCAAAUAAUAUUCAACGAUAUAUUAAGUAUAAAAAAAAUUAAAUAUAUGCACACACACACGUGCAAAUAUGCGCACUCUUUUUCUGUUAUACUUCUGUCCUUAACGAAGUACAAAAAAUAUAUAAUUGCGUUUUAUAUUCUGAAUACUCCUAUAUAACAAAAUGAAUUACGAACAUCGUGCGUUCUUUUUUCUUUUCUUGAUUUUUGUUGUUAUCUUAGCAAGUGCAAAAAAUCAUAUUUUUUAUAACUAUUUUUUAAUCUACGAAACUCGUAUAAACAUAAUUUAUUUUUUUCAAAUUGUAAUACAUUCGAUGUGUAAUCCAAUAUUUCAAUUUUUAUCAUUUCAAUUGCUUUUGGACGCGUAUAAAUUUUGUUUGGAAAAUUCUAAGGUUGAUCAGUCUUAUAAAGUUAUACGCGUGAUUAUUCUACACAUUUUUUUUUGUUUUUAAAUGCGAUUAUUUUAAA